Molecule: messenger RNA, 5731 nt
Organism: Scomber scombrus (Atlantic mackerel)
Lineage: Eukaryota; Metazoa; Chordata; Actinopteri; Scombriformes; Scombridae
Product: NACHT, LRR and PYD domains-containing protein 12-like
Exons: 11
Coding region: 1330-4407 (1025 amino acids)
Molecular function (GO): protein binding
Source: RefSeq, a predicted model, not a curated record
GUAAAUUAAUUCAUUAUGUAGUUGUUCUCAUGUCAUCUCUCACUGGAGUUGUAAUUGCUUUUGUCGUUUCCUUUUUGGCAAGUAACAUAUUAAACAUGUUAUUCUUUACUUUUCCAUUCAUACAUUCAUACUUCAUGUUUGACUGAAUUGUUGAUGUGUUUGUUUGUUACGGUCUUACUUGCUAUGUUUCUUCUAUUUUUGACCUAUACAUAGAGGCAUGUCUUAUCCUCUUUAUGGGAGUAUCAUAUAAUGUAUUCUAGCUCUGUUCUGAGAGUAGAUUGCAGAUCAUAACCACCUGUUUGCUUGUUGUUGUUGUGAUCUGUUAAACUGACUUUUCUGGAAGCUAUGUGCAUUGUAUGGAUCUUAUUUUCUGAAUUUUGCCUAUAGUCUUUCUCAUUUACAUAUUUUUCUGUUGUCAGACAUUGGAAGAAGUGCAGAAUUUGAACCUUCCUCUGUGUUAGAGGAAAACCUCAGCAAGUUGUCGAAGAAUGUUCCCUGAUAUUUAUAUUCCUCCACAAUCUCCACUGACUGCCUCAGCCAUCUGUCUCUGUUUGGGGGAAAGGUCACAAUCAUCUCCUUGGUCUUAUUUAUGUUGAGCUUCCACACCACUCCACAAAGUCCUGCAAAGCUGAGCUGUAUAAACAUAGACAUGUAUGACCAAUAGCUGAAGACAAUUGUACUUUUUUACCAUUUGCAAAUGUUUAAGCACAUUUAGACAAAUGACAAAGUAUGAAAAAUGUUCUUUCUGUUGUGCAUAAGGAAUAAAAUGUCACUUCUGUACAUUUUGUUUUGGUGACUUGAACUGUCAUUUGAGAAUUGAGUCAAAGCAACUGAGAAAAACUGUAAACUGGAGAGAAAACAUGCAGAUGUCUCCAUGGGAGGGGGGGGGGGGGGCUAGUGAAUAAUAGUGGGUGUGAACAUAAAGCUGAAUCACUUCCUGCUGUCUCAUGUGUUGAAAUGAAAAGAGGAGGAAGUAACUUCGGUUUCAUUCAACUUCCUCUAAUCAAACGAUGACUGACAGUAAGUAUAUAAACACAGGAAGAGACUUUGUAACAUUCAAUGACUUUUUAAUUAGUUUGAAUCUUAAUGUGUUUUGUUUUCUGUGCAACGUUUCUUCUUUACUGAAGUCUGAGGUGUCGGGUGAAAGAAUGUGGAAGGGGAAAGCAGAGUCUCCGUCUGCCGUGGUUCCAACAACAUCACAAUGUGCUACAACUCAGAGAGAUGCAGAAAGCACAACAAUCAGCGCCCAGCAUGGAUCUAUCAUCAACCAACCUCAGCUGACAGGUGUUAAUGUUACAGGGAAUAUAACUACGAAUAUCAACAACACAUAUGGUAAAUGUUUCCCCUGAAUUUAAAAUUCAAGCUCCUGCCAGGACAGACGAGACCGCUGCUUCUCCCAAAACCAAAGAAAACAUCCAAAGGUGCCAAGAAGAACUACAAUCUUACCUUGAAGAUGAAACAGAGAAUCUGUUUCAAGGAACAGAGAAAGAUGGAUCAUCAACUCCUAUGAACAAGAUCUAUACAAAGUUAUACAUCACAGCGGGAGGCAGUGGGGAGGUUAAUAGUGAACAUGAAGUUGUUGUAUUAGAAUGUAGAAGGUGUACAAGUGAGGAGGAAAUCCAACUCAAUGACAUUUUGAAAGCUUUACCAAACGAAGACAAGCCUCCACAGAGAGUUCUGACAAAGGGAAUUGCUGGCAUUGGAAAAUCUGUUGCUGUGCAGAAAUUCACUCAUGACUGGGCAGUUAGAGAAGCAAACCAAAGCUUUCAGUUCAUAUUUCCAUUCACAUUCAGAGACCUGAAUUUAAUAAAAGAUAAGCUUUAUAGUCUUGUGGGUUUAAUAGCUGAAUACUUUGACUUGGACUUGGAAACUUCAGACUACAAAAGUUGUAGUAUUUUGUUCAUCUUCGAUGGCCUGGAUGAAAGCAAACUCCCGCUCAACUUUGAGAAAAAUGAGAUAUGCCGCAUCGUUACAAAGACCACAACAGUAGACGCCUUACUGACCAACUUAAUCUCAGGGAAACUGCUUCACAAAGCCUCGGUCUGGAUCACAAGUAGACCGGCUGCAGCCAGUAAGAUUCCUCCCAAAUUCAUCAACAGAGUGACCGAGGUACGAGGCUUUAAUGAAAAGCAGAAGGAGGAGUACUUUCUAAACAAAAUCAGUGACAACGAUGUGGCUCAAAAGAUUUGCGAUCAUCUUCAGUCAAAGCCGUUGAGAACUCUGUACAUCAUGUGCCACAUCCCAAUGUUCUGUUGGAUUACAGCCACGGCUCUUCAGAGUCUCCUCACAGGAGCUCACGAUAGUGAGUUACCCAAGACUGUGACUGAAAUGUACACACACUUCCUGAUUAUCCAGACAACACGGAAAAAUGAGAAGGAUUAUCAGGAAGUUGAAACAGACAAAGAUAGGAAGAAAGAAAGAGAUAAAGACAUGAUCAUGAAAUUGGGAAAGCUGGCAUUUGAGCAGCUACAGAAGGGCAACAUAAUCUUCUAUGAAAAAGAUCUGAAGGAGUGCAAAAUUGACCUGAAAGAAGCUGCAGUUUAUUCAGGAGUUUGUACACAGAUCAUAAGGAAAGAAUCAGGUCUUCACAGACAGGAGGUUUACUCUUUUAUACAUUUAAGUGUGCAGGAGUUUCUUGCAGCUCUUUAUGUGUUAGAGACCUUCAUAGAGAGUGGACAAAAUCUGCUUCCCAGCCAAUCAAAGGUUAGAAUCAGAUCACUGAGUGGAGAAAGUCUUAUGGUCCUCCUCCACAAGACUGCAGUGGAUAUGGCCUUAGCCAACGAUCAUGGACAAUGGGACUUGUUUCUGCGCUUCCUGCUUGGUCUGUCACAGGACAAGAAUCAGAGUCUUCUUCAGAACGUGUUUGGAUUUGAACUAAGAUGUCCAGUGAAUAACCAGGAAACAAUCACCUACAUUCACAGGAAGAUCAAGAAUCUGUCCCACACUGACAAGAGUAUCAAUCUUUUCCAGUGUUUAAAUGAACUUGGUGACCAGUCUCUGGUAGAGCAAGUCCUCAAGUAUCACAACUUAGGAGAUGUUAGUAACAUUUCACCUGCACAUUGGUCAGCUUUGGCCUUUGAAGUGCUUCUUUCUAACGAAGACCUGGAUGUGUUUGACCUGAAGAAAUACUACAAGUCAGAUGAAGUUCUGGAGAGGCUGCUGCCAGUGCUCAAAGCAUCAAAGACCGCUCUGCUGAGUGACUGUAACCUCACUGAUAGAUGCUGCGAGUAUCUUUCAUCAGCUCUCAGCUCAAAGUCUUCUGGUCUGGAGGAGUUAGACCUGAGCAGGAAUCAACUGCUGGACUCUGGAAUAAAGCUUCUUUCUGAUGGCCUCAAAAGUCCUGACUGCAAACUCCAGAGACUCAGUUUGAAAGAAUGUGGCGUCACAAUCAAAGGAUGCCAGUCUUUGGCCGGUGGUCUGUCUUCCAACUCCUCCCAUCUCAGAGAGCUGGAUCUCAGCCACAAUAAGUUUCAUGAUGGAGGACUGAAGCUACUUUCAAAAGUUCUCAACAAAUGCUCUUUGAAAACACUGAGGUUAUCUGAGUGCGGCAUUAAAGAGGACGGAUGCAAAUGUCUGGCUUUGGCUCUCCGCUCAAACCCAUCUCACCUGAAAAACCUGGAUCUGAGCAGGAACAGUUUUGGAGAACAGGCAGUCGCUCAUCUCUGUGGCUUUUUGAGGCAACCUGACUGCCAGCUGGAGAGACUAUGGCUUUCCAAGACAAACCUACAAAAGGAGAGUGCAGCAGCUCUGGCCUCAGCUCUGGCUUCAAACCUGUCCCAGCUGAGGGAGUUGGAUCUGGGAGAGAACAAACUGGAAGACGCCGGAGUGAUGGAGAUCUCGUCUCUGCUGAAGGAUCCAAUCUGCAAAAUGGAAAAACUGAGACUAGCCGGCUGUCGGUUCACAGCGAGAGGCUGUGCUGCUCUGACUUCCAGUCUGCGGUCGAAUCCCGCCCACCUGAGGGUUCUGGAUCUGGCAAGAAAUGACCUCCGAGACAGCGGCGUCCAACUCCUCUCUGAGCUCUUGGCAGAGUCACUUUGCCAACUGGAGACACUGAACCUGAGAUGCUGUACGAUAACGGCGCCCGGCUGUCAGUCUUUAACCUCGGCCCUCAGCGGCUCCUCCGCUCUCAAAGAGCUCGACCUGGCCUACAACCGGCUGAUGGACCAGGGGGUGGAGCUGCUCUGUGACUGGCUGAGGAAUCACCAGUGUAGACUGGAGAUACUCAGGUUAUCAGAGUGCACAGAGAGCGGCUGUGCGUCUCUGGCUUCGGCUCUGAGGUCGAACACUUCUCAAGUCAGAGAGCUGGAGUUGAUGAAGAGCCAUCCAGGAGAAUCGGGUCUGACGCUGCUGUAUGAGCUACUGAACGACCAAGAGUACAGACUGCAGACACUGACGGUACCAACAUGAACAGCAAAAACCACCCGAGUGACACUGAGAGACUGAACCUUAAAUACUCUGCUGUGAGAACCUCACUAGGGAUACGUGUCAUUAAAACCGAAUAAUCUAACAAUCAUUCGUAGGGUCUAAUAUGAAGGCUUCAUUAACAGCUGCUGGAGAGUAAUUUUCACUUCCAGACACUAGGAGGAGCUCUAAGCUUCUCGUGUUGAAGUAGAACCUGAAACACAGAGUGAAUGUUUCCUGCUGCCCUCGGCUACUUUGACUCAGUAGUAAGUUAUCCUGCUAGCAAGCUAACUGGAGGGAACAUGAUGGUAGUAAGUUAUCCUGCUAGCUAGCUGACUGGAGGGAACAUGAUGGUAGUAAGUUAUCCUGCUAGCUAGCUGAAUGGAGGGAACAUGAUGCAGACGAAGACACACAAAAGUCCAGCGUGGUUUAAAAGCUUCCAGAAAGUAAAGGAUAAUGUUGUCAGGUGUGAAAUAUGUGGAGCAGAGUUGAGCUAUGGUGGCUUCACAUGGACAAAAAGCUGCUCACCUGUCUGUAUCUCAGGAUGGGUCUAACUGUGACCUCCAUGAUGUCUUGCUGCAUUGAGUCACUGAGCUGUGUAGUCUACGUUCAGCCACUAGGAGGAGCUAUAAGUAGAACCUGAUACUGCUGCCCUCGGCUACUCUGACUCGAUAGUAAGUUAGCCUGUAGCCCGUCUUUAAUGUAAUAAGCCAGAGGGGUCAAACAUGCGGCCCGUGGGCCAGAACAGGCCCACUUUCCUCCAUUCCUUCCUUCCUGUCUUCUUUUCCUUCUUUCCUUCCAUCCAUCCUUCCCAUCCUUCCUUCCUUCCAUCUGUCCUUGCUCCCUUCCUUCCUUCUUGUUGUCUCUUCCUUCUCUUCCUUCCUUCCUUCCUUCCUUCCUCCCUUCCUUCCUUCCACCUGUUAUAUUUUUAGGGGUCUGUAAGCCUGUAAGAUUUAUUCUGUUAAUUAAUGUGUUUGUGUAAAGAAAUGAAGGCUGAUUAUCAUUUACAUUAAUACAAGUUUGUGCAGUUAAAGCUUGUUGUUUGUUAUGAAUAUUGAAAGUUAGUUUUUGACACAUUAUCUAUUUGUAAAUAUUGGCAUGCAGCGAAUAUUCAGUUUGUUGUAGAUUGUACCUACCGCUUAGUCGACUAUGAAAAGAAUGGGCUUAUGCACAUCCCUAAACCUUAUAUAGAGGUUUUCUAUUUUUAAAGAGAGUUUAUUAGUAAAUUAUUGGAUGCAUCCUGAUUCUUUUUUUAAACUUGCAUUAACUGAUGUUUUGUCCACUGAAUCAUCAUCAGCUUUAAACUGAUAUAUUAAACUUGUUAACUGAC